Messenger RNA from Cololabis saira (Pacific saury), 1034 nucleotides. It is a transcript of the gene taf9, whose product is annotated as TAF9 RNA polymerase II, TATA box binding protein (TBP)-associated factor. The record is from RefSeq and is a predicted model, not a curated record. Gene Ontology annotation, cellular component: transcription factor TFIID complex; SAGA complex. Gene Ontology annotation, biological process: DNA-templated transcription initiation; RNA polymerase II preinitiation complex assembly. The transcript has 7 exons. Bases 51 to 794 code for a protein of 247 amino acids. Gene Ontology annotation, molecular function: protein heterodimerization activity; RNA polymerase II general transcription initiation factor activity; transcription coactivator activity. Lineage: Eukaryota; Metazoa; Chordata; Actinopteri; Beloniformes; Belonidae.
UCUGAGAGAACUGAAGAAAAAGAAGAAGAAGCUGCGGGAGGGAAAUAAACAUGUCUGCUCCGAAAACCAUCCCCAAAGAUGCUCAGGUGAUGAUGCAGAUCCUGAAGGACAUGGGCAUCAGCGAGUACGAGCCGCGGGUCAUCAACCAGAUGCUGGAGUUCACCUACAGGUACGUGACAACCAUCAUCGAAGAUGCAAAAAUCUACGCCACACAUGCAAAGAAGUCCAACGUGGACGCAGACGACAUCAAACUAGCCAUCCAGUGCCGCAUGGACCAGUCGUUCACCUCGCCACCACCACGUGACUUCCUGUUGGAGGUUGCGAGGCAGAAGAACCAGACCCCGCUCCCGCUCAUCAAACCCUACACGGGUCCUCGGCUUCCCCCGGACCGCUACUGUCUCACUGCCCCCAACUACCGGCUCAAGUCCACCCAGAAAAAGGUGACCUCGUCUGCCGGGAGGAUAACCGUGCCUCGCCUCAGCGUCGGCGCCGUCUCCAGCAGACCGUCCACGCCCACCCUCGGAACGUCGUCUGUUCAGUCAGUCACCACCAAAGUCGGGACUCCGGUGUCUUUGACGGGUCAGCGGUUCACCGUUCAGAUCCCACCAGCUUCACAGACGGCCACCACCAAAAUCACGACGCCGUCCACACCCGCCGUGUCCAACGUCCUCAUCAACCCGUCUCUGAUCGGCUCCAAGAACAUCCUCAUCACCACCAACCUCGGGUCUCAAAACGCCGGCGGAGAGUCGCUGAAGAGGAAGCACGAAGACGACGACGACUACGACGCUUUAUGACGACGAUGCUGGAGUUUAUUUUUAUUUUUUAAUCAUCUUUCUUACAUCGCUUCAAAAUGACAGGAAAAAAAAAACGGACUAAAGCCCGUCUCGGGCUGGUUAAGAACUCCUCGUGUUAGUUAGUGUUUGGUAGAACGCUUGUCGACCCAGAGAAGAAGACUCGUCCCGCGAGUCGACCCGUGAAACCUGCUGACAUCCUUCACAAUAAAUGGUGUUAAAAUAAAAAUUGGGCUGCUUGUA